This is a messenger RNA of Exophiala oligosperma, 1464 nucleotides long. RefSeq lists its product as uncharacterized. The record is from RefSeq and is a predicted model, not a curated record. Bases 1 to 1464 code for a protein of 487 amino acids. Gene Ontology annotation, molecular function: oxidoreductase activity. The transcript has 2 exons. NCBI's taxonomy places the organism in Eukaryota, Fungi, Ascomycota, Eurotiomycetes, Chaetothyriales, Herpotrichiellaceae.
AUGAGCUCCAAGGAAGGCUUCCAAUGGACUGCUGCAACCGGAUUAAAGAGUGGACUGCCAUGCGAGGGAGUGAAGCUCCCAUCCAAGAAGCUGCCCGCCAGUGGUCGCUACGAUGUGAUCGUAAUUGGCGCGGGAUUCGCAGGUAUCAUUGCGUCGCGAGAUCUAGCUUUGCGAGGCCAUAAAGUGCUUCUGCUGGAAGCUCGCGACCGCAUUGGUGGCAGAGCCUGGACCAGCACCAUAGAUGGGUUCCCUUACGAGAUCGGCGCCGCCUGGUUUCACUGGAAUCAGCCGCACAUGUUGAGUCAAGUCAGUAGGUAUGGCCUCCAAGGUGAAUUGAACUUCUCGUUCGACCUCUCCGGUGGCGUGGACAAGUCCAACCUGCACAUCGAAGAUAUGCCUCAAGGAGAGGUAGAUACGGAAGUGAGCGUUGACGAGCAAGACUCCAUGUACGAAAAGCUCGGCGCAUUGUAUUUCAACGUCGACGGGGAGAUGGGUCGCAAAGUGAUGCCGUACCCGGCACUGCCCUUCCACAACCCCGAAGUCCUCGAGUACGACAAUCUUACAGCAUUUGAUCGGGUAGAACAGAUCCGCGAGGAUUUGACGGACCUUGAGGCCAAUGCUCUCAAGUCAUAUCUGUUGCUUCUUAGCGGAGGAACGGCCGAAAAUACGGGGUUCUUGGACCUGUUGCAUUGGUGGAUGCUCUGCAACAAUCAGUCGGGAACUUUUGGCAGCCAGGCCGACGCGUACAAGCUGAAGCACGGCACAACGACACUCGUUCGCCGUUUUCUGGACGACGGCCUCAGAUCAGGAAACUUGGAGGUCUUGCUGUCUCACCCGAUCAGCAGCAUCACCGACGAGAAAGGCCAGGUAUCCGUCUCCUCGAAUGGUGACACGUAUAGCGCGGCGAGGGUCAUCUCGACAAUCCCACUGAACGUGCUCAGCACUGUCGACUUCUCGCCUCCCCUCUCGCCGGCGAAGAAGGAGGCCCUCGCACACGGCCACGUCGGACUUCACACCAAAGUCCACUUCGACGCCAUGGGAACGGACCUACGCACUUGGUCAGGGUACUCCUACCCCGGUCAUGGGCUCCUUUACGCCUAUGGUGACGAGACGACUUCUCGCGGCAGCACCCAUGUUGUCGCCUUUGGAGCCUCGACAAACGUCCUCGAGGGCGAGAACAACGUGGAGAAGAUCCAGAAGGCGCUUCAUCAUCUCCGGCCCGACGUCAAUAUUGAACGCAUCCUGUUCCACGAUUGGGUCAAAGACCCGUACUCACGAGGCUCAUGGUGCAUGUUUUCCAAGGGCUUCGCGUCGCAAUAUCUGAGCACUCUUCAAGAGCCACACGGAAAUGUGUGGUUUGCCAGUGCCGAUUGGGCGGAUGGCUGGAGAGGAUUCAUCGACGGUGCGAUUGAACAGGGAGCACACGUAGCGCAGGAUGUCGCUGAUUCGUUCUCUCUGACGUAA